Molecule: messenger RNA, 351 nt
Organism: Strongylus vulgaris
Lineage: Eukaryota; Metazoa; Nematoda; Chromadorea; Rhabditida; Strongylidae
Source: the annotation of a GenBank genome assembly
AUGGGAUUACUUACGGAAAGUAUGCUGGAUGACCCAGCAAUGUUACGAUUUAUGCAUGAAGUUGGGAAUAUUUAUGCAAACCCUAAGCGUGGCUCAUGGCUUAUUGACGUGGAAGAAUACAUGGCACAAUUACCGAAUCAUAUCGUACCAAGAGUGAAUUCUAGCGGUGAGAAACAUCGCGAAAAACAGCUCCUCACUCAGCUGCCACGGCAGGAUCUAUCAGUUGCAUACUGCCGACAUCUAGGAUCGAACACUGAAAGAAAGCAUCCAAUUUUAAAAAAACGUUUGCGUUUGAAAAGCUUAAGGCUCAAUAUCGAUCGACUGCUCAUUGAGGUGGCAUUUUUACCGUAA